CAGAAAAUCGAAAUGGAUGCGGCUCCUGAUGCACCGUCUUCGCUGCCUAUUCCCACAGCAGAGAACGACCUGCAGCCUUUCUUCGUUCUUCACAAAGCUUCUCCGCCCCGAAAAUCUGCCGCAAAAGCCAGACGAAGGAUCGAUCUGUCUCCCAAAACUUGCGAUAGUUCUACAGAACAAAAUGAUGAUAGCUUGCGAUUGGAAACCUUCAACUCUCUUUGGUCCAAGACUGAGUCAAUUAUCAAGGACGUUCUAAAAAAUCUUAACGCCAAUGUGUUCGAUGAAAUUGAUAAGUGGGUUCAUGUGUCCUUCAAUGCAAUUCGUGCCUGCAGAAAGCUUGAUUGCUUUAGUGCCACAAGCCCAUACCCGAUUUUAAAUAGUGCAUCAAUUGCUGCCGCUGGUGCAUCCAGACAAAUCUUCACCGGAUUGCUUUUCACGAAAAAUAUGGAAUUCGUUGAUGACACACUAACAUUUGCGGACCUUGGUGUACAUUUGAGGUCCAAUGGAUGUUAUGUAGCUAAUCUUACAUCCUUGGACUUCUCCGCCAAGAGUGGAGUUGGUGGUUGUCUUAAAACUUUAUUGAGACAGUUUCUGAUGGUCGGCAUUGAUGCGCCUGACAUGUCCAUUUUAGCAUCGUGGUACACUGAACAAGAGAACUAUGAGAGUCCACUGGUUGUGAUAAUUGAUGAUGUGGAAAGAUGCUGUGCUUCUGUCUUGGCUGAUUUCAUUAUUAUGUUGAGGGAAUGGGUAGUAAAAAUUCCACUAGUUUUAAUACUGGGAGUGGCAACUGAUGUUGAUGCUCUAAGGAACAUUCUAUGCUCAAAUGUAUGUUCAUAUCUAUCAGUUCGUGAAUUUGCUUUGGGGACCCCAGCUGAAAGGAUGGAUGCUGUCAUUGAGUCUGUUCUUCUGAGAAGUGAAAGCUUCAGUAUUGGGAAACAGGUGUCAACUUUCCUGAGAAAUUGCUUCUUAAGACAUGAUGGUACACUGACAUUAUUUAUCCGAGCUCUAAAGAUUGCUAUGGUCCAACACACUUAUGGAGAAACUUUAAGCUUUACUCUUACGAAAAUAGUUGAUGAAGAAGGCUCCAAGGGCUUUGAUGGUGAGAAUAUCUUACUCAGAGACAUUGUGCUCAAGCGGGCUCUUAAUCUUCCAUCUUUACAAAGAUUUUGUCAGCCUAGUGCUAGGCUUGUUGACUGGGCCAGUGGUUUGUCCGAACUAAAAAGACUUCGCACCCUAUGGAGCUCUACUGUUAUGUGCUUGUAUGAAGCUGGGAAGUAUCAGAAAAUUUCCCUGUUAGAUUUAUAUUGUGAGCUUCUCGAACAUGACCAACGCUACUCUGGUGCUUCUGAUCAUACACAAUUGGCAAAAGAUAAAAUCGUCUCAUCACAUAAUAAUCACUUCCAUGGCUGCUUGCAGAAAGAAGGUUAUGUUAUUCGGGCAUUCCAGAUAGUAAGGGAUCUGACAGCUGUGAAACUCUGCAAGUUGCUCAACAGGUGGGAAUUGCUUACCAGAGGCAUAAAAGAGAUUCAUGAAAAAGUAAAGGAGCUACAGGCACUGAUGAAAUCUGAGGAGAAUCGUCCAAAACGGGAUCUGAAAGAGGCAUCUAAGAAGCCAACAGCCAGGAAUCUUAUAAAUGAGAAAACAGCUAAAACCACAGCCAAUGAGAAAGUUGCCACAUUUCUACAAUGUAUGGUCAGGCAGUAUAUCCAGCCCAUUGAAAGUAUACCUUAUAAUGAAAUAAUCUUCUUCAAUAAUGUUGACAAACUCCAAACAGCUUUGAUAGGAGACCCUAGAAGAAGAAUCCAGGCUGACCUUUUAGAGUCUCACAAAUUCGUAAGGUGUUCUUGCUGCAGCAAAAAUAGUGGUGUGCCAAUUCCAUCAAUGCAUGAUACCUCAAUAAUGUACUCUCUUGCUCAAGAGCAUGGCGAUCUGAUCAAUCUCCAUGAAUGGUUUCACUCUUUCAAGUCAAUCGUUUCUCUUCCACCUUUACAAGCCAAGAGGAGGGCACGGGCUUCACCAUCACCUAAGAAACGAAAAAAUUCUAAUGAACCUCAGAACAGAAACGAUGCAAAAAUCCAAGCAGCAUUUUGCAGGGCAGUGACGGAGCUACAGAUUACAGGGCUGCUUCGGAUGCCUAGCAAAAGACGCCCGGAUUAUGUGCAGAGAGUGGCUUUUGGACUUUGAGUACACCGGAGGUUAUGGUGACUUAUGUUGCAAAUUCAUUAAGGUCGAGAUGCAUCAGCUAUCUCAAACACAGUAGCUUUUAAUCAACAUCAAAUGCAGACAAUCAUGUCAAGCUAAAAACAGAUAUUACUAUAUAUGGGUUUCUAUAAUGUUCAUAAGAGUUGAUAAACUCUAGAAAUUUUGAAUGGGAAGAAAAAUGUAUUUAUUAGAGGUUGAUUGUGUCGAUCAUUAAGUGCCAAAGAUCGUGUAAGGUUGCGUAGACAACCAAUCAAAUGUGAAGGAAAACUUUAGUUUGAAUUGAAUUCAAUGUAUGGGAUGGGACAGCUGCCGAAUUGGCUACUUGAGUUUUAACUUAUUCGGUAACCAUUGGACCAAGACAAUAAUGUAAACCGCAAAUCUUAU
Sesamum indicum (sesame) is the source of this 2586-nucleotide messenger RNA. It is a transcript of the gene ORC3, whose product is annotated as origin recognition complex subunit 3. Gene Ontology annotation, biological process: DNA replication; DNA replication initiation. Gene Ontology annotation, cellular component: DNA replication preinitiation complex; nuclear pre-replicative complex; nuclear origin of replication recognition complex. The record is from RefSeq and is a predicted model, not a curated record. NCBI's taxonomy places the organism in Eukaryota, Viridiplantae, Streptophyta, Magnoliopsida, Lamiales, Pedaliaceae. Gene Ontology annotation, molecular function: DNA replication origin binding.